Molecule: messenger RNA, 689 nt
Organism: Carassius carassius (crucian carp)
Lineage: Eukaryota; Metazoa; Chordata; Actinopteri; Cypriniformes; Cyprinidae
Product: cytochrome c oxidase subunit 8A, mitochondrial-like
Exons: 2
Coding region: 95-325 (76 amino acids)
Biological process (GO): mitochondrial electron transport, cytochrome c to oxygen
Cellular component (GO): mitochondrion
Source: RefSeq, a predicted model, not a curated record
GGAAACCCAAUGAACAUCCCCCCUUUCGUUCUCCCUUAGCCUCUCUCUCUCAGACGCAUCCAUACUUACUGGUGCUGACCCUACAGCUGGUGGGAUGCUGAGCUUUCUGAGGGGAGCUGUGCAGCCGGUGACUGUCAGCAGGGCAAGGGAUAUUGUCCAGAAACGCAACUCCAGCAUCUACAGCAAACCACCCAAAAACAAGAUCGGACCUGGGCAAAGUUUGUUCACCAUGUCUGUGUUUGCCGUUGCCCUCAUGGCCCCCGCCGGGUGGAUUCUGCACCACAUCCCAGAAUAUCGUCAGAGAGCAAAACCACCACCAUACUGAAGAACGCACACCUUCGUCAUGGUCAACUCACCGGGUGUCGUGUACCACUGACAGACCUGGCUGCCUCUAAUGCAUUAUUCACCCUCAUAGAGAACAAUUUAGAUCUUUAAAACCUAACACCAUGAGCAACAUCAAAAGCAAUAAAAUAAUAAUAAAAUAGAUAAUAAACUAAUACUAAUUAAAUGAACAAUACAUUAAUAAAAUUAUCCAAUAAUAAAAGUGUCCAAUUGUUUAUGGGAGGGAAAAAUUGGCCAAAUUUGAAUCUAAUAAGAACUUCAAUAUCACGGUGUUUAAUGCCUUAGGACUGUGGCCCUUAUUAUAUUACUGUAUGCUAUCUCCUAUAAUAAAGUUGAUUUUUAUUCCA